Molecule: messenger RNA, 1025 nt
Organism: Cryptococcus deneoformans JEC21
Lineage: Eukaryota; Fungi; Basidiomycota; Tremellomycetes; Tremellales; Cryptococcaceae
Exons: 7
Coding region: 27-881 (284 amino acids)
Source: RefSeq, a predicted model, not a curated record
UUUCACUCUGCUAUAUCCACCUCGCGAUGUCCACCUCACCCCCCGCCCCCCCAGCACUCGCCCAGUGGCAGGUUAAUAACGUCCCCCCGGCUGCCUACUACAUACCUGACUUCAUCACAGAGGAAGAGGAACAGUAUCUCAUCAAGAAGAUUGGACAAAGCCCACAGCCCAAAUGGAAGACAGUGGGCACAGGAAGAAGACUACAGUACUGGGGCGGUACCAUGUCUAAAACAGGUGUCCUUUUACCGGAAGCCCUGCCCGAUUUCCUUACCAAAUUUCCAGAUAUCAUCAGUCGUAUAGGAAAGUUUUUGAAAUUAGCUUCACCGGAUGGCCCCAGGCUGGAUAUCAAUCAGGUACUCGUCAAUGAGUAUAACCCAGGCCAAGGAAUCGCUCCACAUGAAGAUGGACCUGCAUUCCAACCCCUUGUUGCCACCAUCUCCCUCGGCUCCCAUACCGUGCUUGACCUCCACCACUACAUAUCUAGUACCUCCCCAUCACCUCCCAUGGUUGCCACCGUUUCUUCCACAGACAAAGACUCCGGAAGUUGCGCUCGCGCAGUCGCGGCCGUACCCCUGGCCCAUUUACUCGUCCUUCCACGAUCACUCCUCAUUCUCUCCUCAUCACUGUACACCUCGCAUCUACACGCAAUAGCGGCGAAGACGCAGGACUCAGUGAUGGCCGGGGGUGCGGAUGAUGGAGAUGUGGUAGCUGUUGCCAAUGCGGAAUUACUGGGCGACCCUGCAGUGAUGGAAAGUCUUCGGAAUGGAGGAGUAUGGGUGAAAGAGAGGGGUGUCCGCACAAGUCUAACUUUUAGGCACGCCCAAAAAGUGAUUAAAGGCGGGGCGCUAGGCAAAGUCAUGGGGAAUAUGAGGAGACCUUGAGUCAAACGCAAAACAUUAGCAUAGUAAUAGCAUAGCAUGACAUUUAAGUAAAGAAAAAAGGCAAUAAUGACUUACUCGUUAACCACCUAGACCAAGUCCCAGUUCAUCCAGCAUGUAUUGCAGCACAGUUCUGCCACUUCCUUG